UGAAUUGAUUCGAUUUUAUGCUUUUUUAGCCAUAUUGUCAUUAGACAAAGGGGAUGUGUGAGUUCACUUGUGUGUACAACUUUUUGGCAGCUUAAGUAACUUUUCAUGUGUCUUCUAUUCAAGCUUAAUGGAUCUUUAUAUUGAUGAAACACCUUUAAGUGACUCAGGAGCUCAUCAGAACUGAAAGAAGAGAUCCAACCUUCAAAGACUUGUGUUCCAGAAAAAGGUUUGUCUUUGAAUGAAGAUGGACUCCGAGAGUGAGAUAACAUUUCCAAGAAGUUCCUCAAAUAGUUUCUUUGAAAGGCUUCCAGAUGAAACAGACGCUUCUUCUGCUCUGCCUGCACUGAUCCARGAUGACGAAAGGUCAGAUGAUGUCUUCUUUCAACUCAGUCCUUCAGGCUGUGAAGCUCCUUUGCAGCCAUUAGAGGGAAGCACAGAUGCAACAGCCAGUAAUUCUGGUAUGACCCUUUCAAAUGGAGCAGCUGACGCCUCAUGUACUGAAGCUAAUCCUCACAGCUUAGACAGGCACCCUGGUGAGAAGCAACUAAUGACAGAACAGGACAAGAUGGAUAAAAGGAUGCUCAGUACAACUCAGUCUUCAAGGAAGUCUUUGGACAACAAUGACAAAAACUCAACACCUUAUCCGGAUCAAACAUCCAUGGAUGGCAAAGCUAGUCCAGUGGAAACAUCUUAUGAUAAACCUGGAAAACACCAUGAGGAUAACAGCUCCGAAGACGAAGACUCAAAUGACGGACAAGAAAUCAUUUUGAGUGAAGAGGAAAACUGGGGGGGAAACCAUGAAAACCGAGGAAGCUUCUCACAGCAAAUACCUCCAAAUGCUGAUAGAAACUCUGAAACUGAGACCUGUCUAAACAAGGAGGGUGACAAAACAAAUUCUGAGGAUGUAUGCUUUGAUAAAAAGGACUUCAAAAUAUCAAAAGAUCAACUAGACAGUGAAAGUGUUGAGACCAAUGCCCCAGCACUGUCUGGUCCUGCAAACGAGGAUGCAUUUGAAUCCCCUGACCCGUCUGUAUCUUGCAAAUUUAAACAAAAUACAGUGGAAGAAGCAACCAGUCAGCUGCAUGUGGACAGCUUCUCUGGAGAAGUGACCAGUGCCAUCGAGGAGCAUGUUGGCAGAUCUUUGGAUCACAACCUCACAUCUGACCACUUAAAGAGAGACAAUGGCACUGCACAAACACAAGCAGCACAACUCUUUAUCUGCAAAGAUUCUGAAGAAAUGUCUGAGCAACAAGAUGGAAGCUGGAGAAUAGCUACUGAUAUUCAUCAAGGYGAGCGACUGCUUCAUCGUCUGCAAAUGGUACAGCUACGACAUGAUGAGAUCCCAAACAUGACCCAGGAAACAGGCAAAGAGGUCAGAGUUGAGGAAGAAGAUAGGUUUAAAGAAGGAAGAAUGAAGGGAGAGAGUACAACAAGUGAAGAAGAGGAAGAGGAGGGUGAAUUAAAAACUGUGAAGGAAGAGGUGGCAAAGACAACCUUGACAGAGGACAUGAAUGAAGAAAAAGUUCAGACAAAAGCAAGGGCAUUUUUGUCCACAAUGCCAGAAAUCAUCCACCUCAACCAAAACAGGGAAGGGGAAUCUUUAGAUAAUCAGAGCAAAUGUUCCGCACCAUCAGAUUUGUCUCUUGACAACAUUCAUGAAACAUCCUGUUCCAAGGUACCUUUUAUUUCCACUGGUCACCGAUUAUCAGCUGCUGAAACAUCCAAGGAGAGGCAGAUCCAUGAGGUAGCCCAGGGUAAGCAGAACUUGCAGAGAACUGAGGGGGUUUUCAACCUUACCGAUGAUCCAGAUGUGCUAGAGAUUCCCUUCAAGACAAAUCUCUCUCUUGAAUCUCUCCUUGCUAAUGUUUGCACCAGUCAGCCCAGUCGGUGGCAAUUUUCUGAAAAAAAGAUGCAGAAAGAAAUAAGUCAGGAAAUACAAAGAGAACUAGUUCUGGUCAAUCAGGGUAAGAUCCCAGGAGGCUACAGCAGAGGGGAGGUUCGCCAGUUAAAGGAGACAAAGCAGCUGUUUGAGGCUUUCCAACAAGACAACACAAACGCCCCAACAAGGCACCAGAAACAUCCUGCCUCAGUAAUGAAAGGUGAUGUCUACCCAUCUGUCCUGGAGCGCACACACAGCCUUGAGAUGUUUUCUCUCAAGACAUGCUCUGUCUCAAGAACGCAGUCUCUCAGACUCAACAACUCUGAAACCACUAAAAGUGACAAAAAUCUGGAAAAUUUCAGAUCCAAGAGUCCGACUGGGGGUUCUCGAGAAAAAACACGUUUAUCCCCUUACUCUAAACAAGACAAACAACUACGACUCCACAGGAGCAUGGACUCAAUAAGCGGCGAAGCCUCUAUAUCUGCCAUAAAGACUAGGGACAAAACAAGAGAGGGAAGUCAGGAAUCCCCCAUUCUCAAACAAAACCCCUUCUUCAAGCUGCGUCCAGCCAUGGCCCUGCAACCAGGGGUGGAAAAGGACAUCCGGGAGGCCAAGGAAAGAGAAGAAGAGUUGCGAAAACAGAGAUGCAAACUAUAUGGGGAAUUCAGACAGAAAAGUGAAGAAGAAGAAGAAAGGUCUCGAUGUACACAGACCGUUGGAUCAGAUAGAAGGCUACAGUCGAGGGGAAAACUGGAGCGAGUCUGGCCACCACCCUCUAAAAGGGAUCAGAAAAAAUCUGAACAAACACAGCAGGAGGUAAAAGUUCACAGAGCAGGAGGUCAGAGGGCUCCUCUGUGGCAGCGCUGGGAGGCCGGCCUGAUCAAUAAAGCAGCACAGGAUGAAAACAAGUGAUGCUAGCCGUCCUGGUUAUGCAAGACAAAAAACAGAAUACUAAUUAUCUCCAGUGAUAGAAGCUCAGUUGAAACAAAAUCUGUAUUGAUGUAAAUAAGCUCAGAUAAAAACCUCCUAUUAGUUCCAAUUUAACCAUUUCCUGGUUCUUCUAGCACUUCUUCAUGUUUGUGUCAAAAUAUGCUUUGUUUUAUACAGUAUCUUUUGGCUAGUCUUGUUUGGCAGGUAAAUAAAACAAAAUAUCAAGUGUCA
This is a messenger RNA of Austrofundulus limnaeus, 3040 nucleotides long. RefSeq lists its product as uncharacterized. The record is from RefSeq and is a predicted model, not a curated record. Lineage: Eukaryota; Metazoa; Chordata; Actinopteri; Cyprinodontiformes; Rivulidae.